AACAAACCAGGUAGCAACCACCAUUGUUGAGCUUUGGGAUUGGCUGAAAAGGUUUGAACUCGAUCUAAACGGUUUCAGCGGGUUAUUGUGGAGGAGUACUGUUGAACGAGACGUAUAUGUAGCCGGUUUGCUUUCAGGUCACCCAGAUGAAUUCUGUGUUAUUAUCAGUACGCCCCUUAAUGCAAAUGUUUGAGGGCAAAGCAAAGGAGUUCAUUAAUGAAAUCGACAAUGUUCACAUGGUUUGGCUGGAGGAGAUCCAGCAGGAAGCCAAUCGAAUUUUUUCUCGAGAUUUUAAUGCCGCUCCAGAGUUGAUGCCAAAAACGCCAUCACAAAAAAAGAACAGUCGAAGGAAGCGUGUUUCUUUGGGGCGUCAGGAAGAAAAUCAAACGAGAAGAAGGCGCAGCAACCUCCGCGGUUCUCCUGUCAAAUCUCUGAACUUGAUUGCUGAAGAGCCCGUGUCUGAAGGGUCUAGCUCUAAAGCGAGCACCACAGCACAACCAAAGCGCACCACACGCAAAAAGAAAGAAACAAAGCCCGACGUGCCAGAAGAUGAGAACACUUCAGUCGACAACAAUGAAGCGGAAGCAGCACAGAACAAGAAGCAAGAUCUCCUGAACGAAGAGGAUGCCGAAGAAGUCGCACAUGAAAAAGUGUGUGACGCCGCUCCGUCUCCACCUAAAAUCCCCUCAGCUGAAGUAGUUGUUAGAAUCUCCUCUGAAGAGCGUUUGUCUGCUGAGAAGAUCCAACAGCUCCAGGACUCCCCUGGCCGCAAAGCAGUUAAGGUCCCCAUAGCCAAACCUCCUCGGAAGACGAGCCGGAGCUCAGUGCGCUGCUCUCUCAAGGUGCGCCAUUCUCUGGCUGGCCUUCGGCACAGUAUGACCCAGGCAUCUGUGCGCCGCUCCUCGCAGCGCUCUAUGCUGAAAAGAAAAGCGACUCGCACAAAUAACUCCACGUGUAGCACCAAUAUUGAUGAGGACUCUCCCAUGGAUACUGCUGACGAAAAUGAUGAAGUCCAUAGUGAAACUGAAGCUGUACCUGCAGAAGCUUCAUCUGCAGAGUCUGAGCCUGAAAUCUCCAAGGAUAAUUCACAGCUCGAUACUAAGAAGGAGCAAAGGGACUCGCCUCUUGAACGCAUCACUCGCUCCAUGGCUACUAAUUCAGAGAAGCUUGCCUCCUCAGCACCGCCGACCGGUAAACCUCAAGUCAGUUCUCCAGGUAAAACAGAUGUCAGUAAGGAGCAAGAGGAGACUCAGAUAGUUAGGCGGUCAAGCCGCAGCACUAAACGCAAAGCACCCGACACCACAGAGGACAGUCCGACAAAGAGGUUAUCUCCUCCCAAAAAAACUCAAAGUGCAGUUAAGCCCAGCAUGAGAUCUUUUCUCCACACGGUGCAGAAGAAUCAGUUGCUAAUGAUGACUCCAAACUCUCUGGGCCGCACCGGUGUCAUCAAAUCCUUCAUCAAGCACACCACUCCUUUGAAAAUGGAUUCCAAGACAAAAGAACGUUACAAACUGGAGGCCCUUAAAAAGAAGCAGGAGCAAGAGGAGGAAAGGAUGAGAAAAAUGGAGGAAGAGAAGAGAAAGAAGCAAGAAGAACUGAAAAGGAAAAGAGAUGAGAGGAUAAGAAGGGUGUUUGAGGCCAAAGUGAAAGAGGAGCAGAGGGAGGAGGAAAAGAAAAAGAAGAUUGAACAAAAGAUGGCUCAGAUUGACGGGAAAAACGACAAGCGGUUGGCAGAUGAGAAAGCCAAGAAAAAAGUGGCCCUGAAGCGUCAAGAAGAGUUGGAGCUGAAGAAGAAGCUGGAAGAAGAAGCCAAAAAGAAGAAACUUCAGCAGCAGGAGGAGGAAAAACGGCAGCAGGAGUUGAUGGCAAAGAAGAAGGCAGAGGAAGAAGAACGAGUUCGCAGAGCACUUGAGCUGAAAAAGGAGCAGGAGCGUGAGAGGGAGCUGGAGAGAGAACGGCAAGCCGCCGCUGCUGCUGCUGCUGAAAGGGCAAGAAUAGAAAAGGAAAAAGCACUUGCCCUUCAACGAGAACUUGAGAGAGCAGCGAGAGAAAAAGAAAUGCGGGAACUGGAGGAAAAACGGAAGGCGUUGGAGGAAAAACGAAAACUGGAGGAGCAGCAGAGGGCAGCUGCAAAAGAAAAAGCUCUUAAAGAGAGAGAAGAGGCCAAGCUGAAGGAGAUAGCUGCUGAGAAAAAGACCGUUGCUGGCUUGAACGUAACUGUGGAUUUGGAGAAGUCUGUCCUGAACACACCCAACCAAAAAGGACUAAAUGUCACUGUGGAUAUUGUGCAAUCCUCGCCACAGUCGUACGUCAUCACUCCAAAAGGUGCCAACAAACCGCUGGUGACCUCAAAGAACCUUGACGAUUACGGGAUGGACCAAAACAGUGAUGACUCCACAGAUGACGAAUCGGCUCCUAGGAAGCCCAUUCCUUCCUGGGCAGAAGGUCCCAAUCUGAAGCAGAUAAUUAUGAAGCAAUACUUCAACCCCCCUGAUCUAGAUUCUUUCUUUGGGGUUGUUGAACCACCAAAACUGGAGAACAUAUUUUACAAGAGCAAGCCUCGAUAUUUUAAACGCACCAGCUCUGCUGUGUGGCAUUCACCCCCCGCUGGAGCAAAGUAAUACUGGUCCACUGAUGCAGUAUUCUUACUGUACAUUGUUCUAUAAAAGCUUGAUAUUUUUUUUGUUAUUUCUAAAUAAAGUCUAACUUCUUUCCUCCUA
Messenger RNA from Oryzias melastigma (Indian medaka), 2720 nucleotides. RefSeq names its product inner centromere protein. The record is from RefSeq and is a predicted model, not a curated record. The transcript is spliced from 20 exons. The coding region runs from base 147 to 2621 and encodes 824 amino acids. Lineage: Eukaryota; Metazoa; Chordata; Actinopteri; Beloniformes; Adrianichthyidae. Gene Ontology annotation, molecular function: protein serine/threonine kinase activator activity. Gene Ontology annotation, biological process: metaphase chromosome alignment; meiotic spindle midzone assembly; mitotic cytokinesis. Gene Ontology annotation, cellular component: chromosome passenger complex; nucleus; meiotic spindle midzone.